AUGUCUGGUUCAUCCAGUGUCGCAGCUAUGAAAAAAGUGGUUCAACAGCUCCGGCUGGAGGCCGAGCUCAAUCGGGUGAAGUUCUCCCAGGCAGCUACAGAUUUGAAACAGUUCUGUCUGCAGAAUGCUCAACAUGACCCUCUGCUGACUGGGGUAUCUUCAAAUACAAAUCCCUUCAGGCCCCAGAAAGUCUGUUCCUUUUUGUAG
Dama dama (fallow deer) is the source of this 207-nucleotide messenger RNA. Its product is annotated as guanine nucleotide-binding protein G(I)/G(S)/G(O) subunit gamma-5-like. Gene Ontology annotation, biological process: G protein-coupled receptor signaling pathway. Bases 1 to 207 code for a protein of 68 amino acids. NCBI's taxonomy places the organism in Eukaryota, Metazoa, Chordata, Mammalia, Artiodactyla, Cervidae. Gene Ontology annotation, cellular component: heterotrimeric G-protein complex. The transcript has a single exon. Gene Ontology annotation, molecular function: G-protein beta-subunit binding. The record is from RefSeq and is a predicted model, not a curated record.